Messenger RNA from Cylindrotheca closterium, 609 nucleotides. Lineage: Eukaryota; Bacillariophyta; Bacillariophyceae; Bacillariales; Bacillariaceae. The record is from the annotation of a GenBank genome assembly.
AUGUCAUCAUGGGAAAGAGCUCGUUUUAUUCCCUGGUCCCAAAUUCCCCAGGACGGCGCAGACCUCAGUGACAAGAAGGAACGGAUACUACGAAACUUACAACGCGAAGCUGACAAGCAAGAAAAGGAACUUCAACAAAUGGCCCUUGAUGCAACUAAGAAUGGUGUUUCGUCUGCUGACGAAACGGCGCAAGAAAUCAAUGAAUUUAAGAUUCCGUUCCGAUGGGGUGAUUUGGCCAAGAAUGCAGCUUUUGGUGGAACGAUUGGAGCCAUUACAGGAUCUGUGUUUGGUUUCAUGGAUGGGAUGAAUGGAGCUGGUCGAUCAGACGUUUUGAUGAAAGCAUCCAAUAUGGCAAAAGGAAGAUUCAUUUUGCAGGGUAUGACUAGAUCGGCCACCGUUUUUGGAGUGUUCUUUGGUUCCUUCCAUGUAGUCAAAUAUGGGCUGCGAGUAGCUGCCCAGCCAGGAGAGUGGGGUGAGAUUGGAAUCGCUGGAGCAAUCUCAUUGGGAACGCUUAUGUCAAGACCUGCGCUCAGACCAUCGAUGCCAUACGCCUCUAUGCUGGUGAUCAUGGAUGGGGUGCAUAUCGUAAUGAGAGAAUUCAAUGACUAG